Molecule: messenger RNA, 1842 nt
Organism: Saccostrea cuccullata (small rock oyster)
Lineage: Eukaryota; Metazoa; Mollusca; Bivalvia; Ostreida; Ostreidae
Product: toll-like receptor 13
Exons: 1
Coding region: 1-1842 (613 amino acids)
Biological process (GO): immune response; toll-like receptor signaling pathway; inflammatory response
Cellular component (GO): plasma membrane
Molecular function (GO): transmembrane signaling receptor activity; protein binding
Source: RefSeq, a predicted model, not a curated record
AUGAAUCUUUCAAACUUGUUGAUGUUCAAAUGCAAAAUAAUUGAAAUUUCAAAGUUUGCCUUGAAGCCUUUGAGUAGCUUAGAAUUCCUCGAUUUAUCCCGUAAUUGGUUGUACAAUACAGUUUUAUUUGAAAGUACCUCUGAACUUGGUUUAUCUAACAUUAAGGUUUUGAAUAUAUCUGACAAUCCAAUUUAUGAGUUGAGUGAUAAAUUUAAUUUUUGGAAGAAUGUCUGGUUCCGAAAUUUAAGAGAAAUUAUUAUUCAAAGGGGUGAUAUAAAGAAAUGUGAUUUUCACGCCUUAUCUAGGAUAGAAAAGUUACGAAAACUCGAUUUAAGCGGUAAUAGGAUUGAAACUAUUUCACCAUACAAUUUUUCUUAUUUGGAAAUCCUUGAUUUAUCUAACAAUAAAUUAGUCCUCCUUCCAGAUACAUGUAGCAAGAAAAUGUUCUCUCAGACUAAUUUUUACCCUGCAUUAAAAGUGUUCCAUCUUCAGAAUAACCGAAUUUCCUUCACAUUAGCUCUCAAUAUAAUUGGUAGCUGUUUGAAAAAUCUAACGACAUUAGAUAUUUCUUUCAAUCCAAUCAGAAUGAUGUUUUAUUUUGCAAUUGUUAACUGUACAAACUUGGAAAUACUACGUAUGGAUCAUCUCCUAGGUCCAAUAGAGCUAUACGACUUUGCUUUUGCUUCAUUUAACCUCAAAGAACUUUAUCUCGGGAAUAAUGUGAUGGGAUACAUGGAAGGUUUUAACUUUACGACCAUUUUAAUGUUUAAUCCAACAUUGCUCGUCCUCCAUUUGACAAAUAUUGACCUAUCACAUGUAAAUUUAACAAGCAUGCUUUUUAACUUGGAAAACCUGACAGAACUGUCUAUUGUUCAUUGCAAAGUUGAAAAUAUUUCGCCUUUGUUAGGGUUUCCAUUACUUUCAGUUUUGAAUUUGAGCUUUAAUUACAUACAGAAACUAGAUUCUCGAUCAUUUCAAGGACUAACUAAUGUAAAGUUAGUCUCUUUUCAAAGCAAUCGCAUUACAUCUUUAGAACAAUCAUCUUUCCCCAAUUUCAUAUGGGAAUCAAGUGAAAUUAUAUUUGAUUUUUCCUCGAAUCCAUUUGAUUGUGGGUGCCAUUUGGAAUGGUUUAAGGAAUGGAUGAAGAGAAAUAAAAACAGAACCUUUGGACACUUAUACAAAUGCAAUACACCAAAAGAGUGGAAUAACCAAUCCAUUUUAUACUUGGAUACACGUGAAUGUCAUAUGCCAAGCCAGUUCUUGAUUUUGUCUUUUACAAUAAUUGGAUUUAUUUCUUUAUUUAUUUUCUCGAUCAUCAUUGUAAGAAGACUUCGAUGGUACAGCAAAUGUUACAUAUAUGAUCGCAAAAAUAAAAAGUUAUUAAUGCCGCCAAGAAAUAAUCAGACCGAGUUUCUCUAUGACGGUUUUGUUUCAUACAAUACUCGGGACAGAAAAUGGAUCAUGUCUGAACUAAUAGAAAAGAUCGAGAGAAAGCAUGAAUACAAACUUUGCUUACACGAGAGAGACAUUAUUCCAGGAGAAAUUUAUGUGGAUGAAAUCCUAAAGUGUAUAGACUGCAGUCGAAAGUUCCUGCUUAUUUUAUCAAAUAAUUUUAUGGAUGACCAGUGGUGCCUAUUUGAAACAGAGAUAGCCAACCAUGCACUAGCUAGUGGGAAAGGUGACACUUUAUUUUUAAUUUUGCUUGAAGACAUUAACUCUCAAUACAUCACAAGGUCACUACGGACUCUUCUGAAUUCUGUUGCACAUGCUGAAUGGACAACCAACAAAAGUGGUCUGAAAUUAUUCUGGAAGAAUGUUCUUAAAUUCAUGGAUGAAACAUGA